AUGCAGUCCUACGUCGCUCUGCUGCUGGGGAUCGUGGCCUCUGCUGCUUCAGCGGAAUGGAGGCGUCCGGUGAUCAAGUUCAACUCUAAGGUGGUGCAGAGUUCUGAGUUGGUGGUCGGACCCGGGACCCCUCUGAAUCUGAGGUGUGAGGGCGACGGGCCUGUAAACUGGCAAACGAGGCUCGCCAAACACAGACGCUUCGUGUCCAGGGGCAACGGGAAAGUCCGCACCCUAAAGGUGGAACGUCCCUCUGCAGAAUUUACUGGAACAUACAAGUGUGUUUACACGGCGGUGUCACAGAAACUCACCUCCUCAGUGCAUGUGUACGUAAAAGAACCAAACCGUGCGUUCUGGACCAGCAGCACGUCCCUACGGGUGGUGAAGAAGGAGGGUGAGGACUACCUGCUGCCCUGCCUGCUGACCAAUCCGGCAGCCACAGACCUGGGCCUCCGCAUGGACAACGGCACCUCCGUGCCACCAGGCAUGAACUUUACAGUUUACCGGCACCAUGGUAUUCUCAUCCAGAGGCUUCACCCAGGAUUCAAUGCCGACUAUGUCUGCACAGCCAGGGUCAGCGGAGUAGAAAUGAUCUCCAAAGCCUUUUCCAUCUACGUCAUUCAGAAGCUUCGUUUCCCUCCAUACGUACUCUUGGAGACCGAUGAAUAUGUGCGCAUUGUUGGGGAGGAACUCAAGAUUCGUUGCACAACACACAACCCCAACUUUAACUACAACGUCACCUGGAAAUACACCACCAAGUCGAAACCAACAAUAGAGGAGAGGGUUCGCUCUAGUGGAGAAAAUCGCCUGGACAUACAGAGCAUACUGACCAUCCCUGCUGUGGACCUUACAGACACAGGAAACAUUUCCUGCUUUGGCACUAAUGAAGCAGGAGUGAACAGUUCAACGACAUACCUGCUGGUUGUGGACAAGGCCUACAUCAGGCUGUUGCCCCAGCUGUCCCCUAAACUAGCCCAUCAGGGUCUUUCGGUGGAAGUGAACGAGGGAGAAGACCUGGAGCUGACCGUGCUCAUUGAAGCCUACCCACACAUUACAGCGCACAGAUGGCACACCCCAACAUCUCCCAGCACGUCCACACAGGAGCACAAGCUCAUCAGAUACAACAACAGAUACCAUGCUACGCUAAAGCUUAAGAGAAUGAAUGCACAGGAGCAGGGGAUAUACACCUUCUAUGCCAAGAGCAACUUGGCCAAUGCAUCCAUCACAUUCCAAGUCCAAAUGUAUCAGAGACCUGUUGCUGUGGUGAGAUGGGAGAACAUAACCACCCUCACUUGUACCUCAUUCGGCUAUCCUGCCCCCAGAAUCAUCUGGUACCAGUGUUUUGGGAUACGGCCUACGUGCAAUGAAAACACCACAGGGCUGCAGCUGGCGAUCCCUCUCCAGGCUCCCACCGUGGAGGUCCAGAGGGAGGAGUACGGGGCCGUGGAGGUGGAGAGCGUCCUCACCGUGGGGCCAUCCAGCCGGAGGAUGACGGUCGAGUGUGUGGCCUUCAACCUUGUCGGCGUCAGCAGCGACACUUUUGCCAUGGAGGUUUCUGACAAACUCUUCACUUCCACCUUGACGGGAGCAGCAGGCAUUCUGACCAUCCUCCUUGUGCUACUGGUUUUUCUGUUAUACAAAUACAAGCAGAAACCCAGGUAUGAGAUCCGCUGGCAGAUCAUUGAGGAAAGAGAUGGAAACAACUACACCUUUAUUGACCCCACUCAGCUGCCUUAUAAUGAGAAGUGGGAGUUCCCAAGAGACAAGCUGAAGCUAGGGAAGAUCCUGGGUGCAGGAGCUUUUGGAAAGGUCGUUGAGGCCACAGCCUAUGGUCUGGGAAUAGAAGACAAUGCGUUGCGUGUAGCUGUGAAAAUGUUAAAAGCCAGUGCCCAUUCAGAUGAAAGGGAAGCCCUGAUGUCUGAGCUGAAGAUCCUGAGUCACCUGGGACACCACAAGAACAUCGUCAAUCUACUGGGAGCCUGCACCUAUGGAGGACCAGUGCUUGUGAUCACAGAGUACUGCAGCCUCGGCGACCUCUUGAACUUCCUUCGCCAGAAGGCCGAGACGUUUGAGAAGUUUGUUAUGAGCGUCCCCGACGUUACGGAGGGCUCUAAUGACUACAAGAACGUCUACAGGGAGAGACAGUUUAUUAGAAGUGACAGUGGGAUCUCCAGUACAUUUUCAAGCAGUUACUUAGAGAUGAGACCCUGCAAGGUGCCCACUAUGGAAUCAUCUCCAGACUGUGUGUGUGAGGAGACAGGUGACUGUCCGCUGGACAUUGACGACUUGCUGAGGUUUUCCUUUCAAGUGGCUCAUGGCCUUGACUUUUUGGCUGCCAAAAACUGUAUUCACAGAGACGUGGCUGCUAGGAAUGUCCUCUUGACCGAUCACAGAGUGGCCAAGAUAUGUGACUUUGGCCUGGCACGUGACAUCAUGAAUGACUCCAACUACGUGGUGAAGGGCAAUGCCCGUCUGCCAGUGAAGUGGAUGGCUCCAGAGAGCAUCUUUGACUGUGUCUACACCGUCCAGAGUGACGUCUGGUCCUAUGGCAUCCUCCUGUGGGAGAUCUUCUCUUUAGGCAAGAGCCCGUACCCCAGCGUGGCUGUGGACUCCAGGUUCUACAAGAUGGUGAAGCACGGCUACCAGAUGUGCCAACCGAACUUCGCCCCGGCUGAGAUCUACACGAUCAUGAAGAUGUGCUGGAAUCUGGAGCCCACAGAGCGUCCGACGUUUAGCAAGAUCAGUCAGAUGAUAGAAAGACUACUCGGGGAGCAACCUGAGCAGGGACAGCUUAUCUACCAGAAUUUGCAGCAGCAGGUCACGGAAGGUGAAGUGAGUGAAGAGCCCGAGUGCUGCGACGGCGCCUGCGACCAGUCUUGUGACCACCAAGAAGAGCAGGAGCCUCUGAUGAAGACCAAUAACUACCAGUUUUGUUGA
Molecule: messenger RNA, 2934 nt
Organism: Cyclopterus lumpus (lumpfish)
Lineage: Eukaryota; Metazoa; Chordata; Actinopteri; Perciformes; Cyclopteridae
Gene: csf1ra
Product: colony stimulating factor 1 receptor, a
Exons: 21
Coding region: 1-2934 (977 amino acids)
Biological process (GO): multicellular organism development; positive regulation of kinase activity; cell surface receptor protein tyrosine kinase signaling pathway
Cellular component (GO): CSF1-CSF1R complex; signaling receptor complex
Molecular function (GO): macrophage colony-stimulating factor receptor activity; ATP binding; cytokine binding
Source: RefSeq, a predicted model, not a curated record